Molecule: messenger RNA, 3351 nt
Organism: Adineta steineri
Lineage: Eukaryota; Metazoa; Rotifera; Eurotatoria; Adinetida; Adinetidae
Source: the annotation of a GenBank genome assembly
AUGGCCGGUAGUGGCCACAAUCAUCAACAAAUAAAAUACUCAUAUUUUCAUUAUAAUAAUUCACCUGUACUCAUCAAUAAAACACCAUCUGUAUGCACUUCGACACACCUAGAUCAAUCGAUGAUGAAUUCGUCGACAUCUCCUUGGUAUCAUCCAUCAGCUAUCAGCGGUGAGAACGACGAUUCAAAAUCUUGUGAUGGACCAAAUGCACCUCCUGUACCAUUAGCAACAAUGAAUAAACCACCAUCAUCAUUAUCAUUAAAUACUGAUUGUACAAAUACAAAUCAACAACCAUAUGAAAAUUAUGGACAUUUUUUUGUUAAAAAAACCUUUCAUAAACCAACAUAUUGUCAUCAUUGUGUCGAAAUGUUAUGGGGUCUCAUUGGACAAGGAUAUUAUUGCGAAGUAUGCAAUUUUAUUUGUCAUGAUCGUUGUCGAAAAUAUGUCAUAUCGCCAUGCUCAAGCAUUGCACCUAUACUUAUAAAAAAUCCCGUGUGUCAUAUAUGGUCGGAUAUAUCCCGGUUUAAACGUAAAUUUUGCAAUAUAUGUCGAAAACGACUUGAAGAUUUUUCCGCCGUACGAUGUGAAGUGUGCGAAUAUUAUGCACAUGAAGAUUGCAAAGAUUUUGCUGUUAAUGAUUGUCGUGAAACAGCUACCUAUGUACCAACAAAAGAUAAUUCAAUAACAUCUGUACGACAUUAUCAUCAUUGGCGUGAAGGAAAUUUACCAACAAAUUCUAAAUGUGCCGUAUGUCGAAAAACAUGUUGGUCAAGUGAAUGUCUUGCUGGUAUGCGUUGCGAAUGGUGUGGAAUAACAACACACAGUACUUGUCGUUCACGUGUACCAGAAGAAUGUGGUUUUGGUACAUUAAGAGAUAUAAUAAUCCCACCCUCUGCUAUAUCAAUUCCACGUAUAGCUGAUCUCAAUAAAGAUCUUAUAUUAGGCAUUGGAAAUAAUAUGUCAAAACCAAUACAAACAGCAUCAAAUAAUAAUUCUAUUCAACAACCAUCUGAUUAUGUUAUUGUUAGUCCAUCAAAUAUACAUGGUUCAAAAAGUCCUGGAACAUUUAUGAGAACAUCAUCAACAGAAAAUCCAUCAGGUGGUGAUCCAGACACAGGUCCUAUAUUUACUGGAAAAGAUCCUCAAAGUCGAAGUGGUCUAGACAUGCAUGAAGGUACAAGUGCACAGAUAGAAAAUGUACCACCAACAACUACAAAGCUCAAAUCAUCUAAACCAGCAAAUAAAGGACAACAAGAUGAAGAAGAAGAACGAGAAAUGAUCAAAGUUUAUGAUGGUAAUGCAACAUAUCGUAAUGGCACUCCCCGUUCAAUUUCCGUUCCCAAACAAGCGAGUUAUACUCAAAUUCUGGAGGCCGCACUCCGUACAUUCCAUAUCAAUGAUGAUUGUACAAAAUAUUGCAUCACUGUACCUACUGAUGAUGGUGGUAACGAUCAACCACUUGAUGAAACGAUGCCAUUAAAAUCUCUUAAACAAUUAAGCGGUCGUACACUUAAUAUUUAUAUUCGAUAUAAAGAACGUGGUGAUAUGGAUAUCGAUUAUAUUCGAGUUUAUCCUGGAAUUCUAAAAACACAUGAUGGUUUUAAAUCCAUUAGAAUAACAUCAGCAAAUACAACGUUAGAAGUUAUUGCUAAAGCUUUAACUGAUUUUGGUUUAAAUAAUGUUAGUGCCGAAAAAUAUUCGCUGGUCGAAGUUUUACUUAUAUCAAAUGUUAAUUAUACCGAUCGAAUAUUAGAGCCCAAUGAAUAUCCUUUACAUGUUCUACGAACACAGAGAAAAGAAUCUGUUCGUAGUCAUCGUGUAACACGAUUUUAUUUACAACAUAAAGAAGAUCCUCAUGGACCCUCUGUGUCUUUAUUUGUCGGCAAUUUACCUCCAGGUCCACGUACGGAAAAACAAUAUGAAAAAAUUCUUUUUCAAGAUAUAUUUAAAUCUGAUAAAGAUUUAAAAUGGGAUAAUAUGGAUGUUAUUUAUUAUGAACAUGGAGCAAUGGUUUUAGUAUAUAAUGAUAGUGAUCGUGCAACACGUGCAUUUACAAAAUUACGACAAGCAAAACAUGAUCAAAAACAAUUAUUAGUAUUAAUGUUACCAAAUAUUCAACCAGAAUUUAUUCCAUCACAUGUUACUCCAUUACUUGUAUUUGUUAAUGUUAAAUCAGGUGGACAACAAGGAGCUGAAUUAAUAACAAAUUUUCGUCAUUUACUUAAUCCACAUCAAGUAUUUGAUUUACAAAAUGGUGGACCAUUACCUGGUCUAUAUGUUUUUCGAAAUAUUCCACAUUAUCGUAUAUUAGCAUGUGGAGGUGAUGGAACAGUUGGUUGGGUACUUAGUUGUUUAGAUAAUGUUGGUCAAGAUGCAUUAUGUCAAUCGCCACCUGUUGGCAUUGUACCACUUGGUACUGGAAAUGAUUUAGCACGUGUUUUACGUUGGGGUUCUGGUUAUGCAGGUGGUGAAGAACCUUUAGCAUUGCUCAGGGAUAUUGUUGAUGCCGAAGAAAUUAAAUUAGAUCGUUGGACUGUUGUUUUUCAUCAAGAUCAAGAUAAACGUGCACCAGCAGUAUCAGAUUCAAAUCCUGCAAAACCAACAACAACAAAACCACCACAAACUCACAAAGUACCCAAGAAACCAAUACUUAAUCCAGCACCACCACCAUCAGUUUCAUUACCGAUUGCUAUACAAGAAGGUACAACAAAUGAAGAUAAAACAGAAAUGUUUGUUAUGAAUAAUUAUUUUGGUCUUGGUCUCGAUGCUGAUAUAUGUCUGGAUUUUCAUAUGGCAAGAGAAGAAAAUCCAAAUAAAUUUAAUAGCCGAAUACAAGCGAAAGGUUAUUAUCUUAAAACUGGUAUAAGAAAAAUGAUGAAAAAAGGUGGUUUAAAAGAUUUCACACGAGAUAUUGUACUUGAAGUUGAUGGAAGACGUGUGGAAUUACCACAACUUGAAGGAAUUGUUAUUAUGAAUAUUCUUAGUUGGGCAAGUGGAGCUAAUUUAUGGGGACAUGAAAAAGAUGAGAAAUUUAGUAAACCAACACAUUAUGAUGGUAUGUUAGAAGUUGUUGGUGUUACUGGUAUUGUACAUCUCGGACAAAUACAAUCAGGUAUACGGUCUGGUGUUCGACUUGCUCAAGGUGGACAUAUUCAUAUACGUAUGAAUAAUGAUUAUCCAGUUCCAGUGCAAGUUGAUGGUGAACCAUGGCUUCAACCUCCCUGUGACAUAACUAUCAUACGAUCAGCACUUAAAGCAACAAUGCUUCGUAAACGUAAAUCUAAAAUCAAACGUCGAAAUACAGAACCAAGUGUUUAUUUUCCUGAUGUAGAUGAUGACUCAAAAUGUUGA